GGUAUCUCCCCAUGUCAAAGUUGACGUGCAUACGGUCAUGUCUUUCUUUGUUACUUGCUACGUGCUAGCAAGUCCAAAGGGAAAGUGAUAGAGUACAAUCGUUUUCAAGAAAAAAAAAACACAUUCAACCAUAUCUGUAAGAGGAUUCAGUCUACUCAGCAGCUUCAAGCUCUGCAGGGACAGUGUCCAGGCAUCAACCACCACCACAGUCCUCACCCUCACUACGCAGAGGGACCAAGAGAGGAGAGGGUCAUGGCACAUAUGGCUGUCAAUCAUGAGCUCAUGGCUCAGCAAGAGCCCGCCAACUUAGCGAAAGCUCCAGCGAAAAAGCGAGGGAGAACGGCACAACCGAAGGAGCCCAAGCCACCCAAAAUGCCCAAGCCACCCAAGGAGCCCAAGGAGCCCAAGGCACCCAAGGCCAAACCGGGCCCCAAGGCCAAACCGGGCCCCAAGCCCAAGAAAGGCAAGGAGGGUCAAGAGGCAGACGGCACGCAGGGGAAAAUAGACGAGACCUUCAAGAAGGUCAAGAAGAAAAGGGACCGCUUCAAAGGCAUGACUGAGGAUGAGGUCAUGAGUAGAACUCUGACUGACAUCCUUGACUACAACCUGGACUAUGUUAUCAUUGGAAUCAACCCAGGUCUGGUGGCAGCCUAUGUUGGACGAUGGUUCCCUGGCCCUGGAAACCAUUUCUGGAAGUGCCUGUUCUUGUCCGGAUUCACUGAUGAGCAGCUUAACCACAUGAGCGACACCAGCCUGCCAGAGAAAUAUAAGAUCGGCUUCACCAACAUGGUGGCAAGGACAACGCCUGGAAGCAAAGACCUCUCAACCAAAGAGCUACGUGAGGGCGCCUUAAUUCUUGUCGAGAAGCUGAAAAAGUACAAGCCACUCAUAGCUGUUUUCAAUGGAAAAUGUAUCUAUGAAAUGUUCUGCAGAGAGAUGUUUGGUAAGAAGCCCAAAAAGCUUGACUUUGGUCUGCAGCCACACAAGAUACCGGACUGUGAAGUGGCAUUGUAUCUGAUGCCCUCGUCAAGUGCCCGCUGUGCCCAGUUUCCCCGUGCCCAGGACAAAGUGCACUUCUACAUCAAGCUGAGGGAAUUGAGGGACCAGCUCAGGGGCGUGGGCAGAUCUGACGAGAUUCAGGAGUUGGAGUACACCUUUGACCUGGGACUGGCCAAAGAGGACGCCAAGAGAAUGGCGAUCAAGGAGGAGGCGUACGACCCAGGCUAUGAGGCAGCCUUCGGCGGAGCGUACGGCGAGGGCGGGUCCGGGCUUGAGGAGGGCCAGAGCAACGGUCACUAACUUCUCGUCGGCUGUAAACACAGACGCUGCCAAGAAGGCAAACACUUACCAACCUCCUACGGCCGCCACCACCACAGAGGGACAACUCCCAGACAGACAGUGGAUGAUAAAGUCUUUCACUGAUCAGAUUCCAGACAUUGGUGGCUCUAAAGAACCACAGGCAUGGGCGGGCAAUGUAUAAGAAAGGGUAAAUGGCUCCUAACGAGCCCUAUCUAGACGUGCACAGACCUCAACCCCACACAUCCUUUACCCUCCCUUCAACAAGAAGCUGCACCUCAGUUUGAAGACUGAAAUGAUAGUUUUUUUAAUGAUUUUUAACAUUUUUAAUGGAUUUUUUUGCCGAGUAGGGAUAUACACUUGACUAGUUGAUAGAUGGAAUUGUCUAAAUUGAUCAUUUUUAAAGGAUUUGUGGAAUAUUAGCUUUUUGAUCUGGUUUUGUCAUACCGUGUGUUUGAUUGCCCGCAAGGCAGUCUUUUAAAUAUGUGAAAUCAGGGAUUUGACAAUUUGUUGUAAACUGUACUUUGCCACAGGCUGGCACAGUAGGUAUAAGCAAAGCAUGAAUACUGUAUUUGUUAAUGCUCUGACUGACAGUACAAAUGGCCCUAAAUCAAACUUUUACACACAGGUCAAACAGUCCUAAAUGAACCUGUGGCAAAACACAUACAGUAAGAUGAUACUGUAAGUAAUGCAUUGUGAAGUUUAGGAUUAGCUAGUAUUCUACUUUUAUAAAUUCUGUACCUUGAGGAGAACAGGUACUGAGUGAUAUGUGAACGAACUUGACACAUGGUCAAAAAGUGAUUCCACAGAGGGCAAUGUCUUCACAAGCCUUUUAUCAUGGAGUUGCAAUACUCAAGAUGGGUGCUAUAUAUUUUAUUUUGCUUUAUCUUAUAUUUAGUAUGUUUCUGAAAAUGUUGAUAAAAUUAUGGGGAUUUUCUAUUUUACUUGACAUUGUUAUUUUUUUUACUUUGCAGCCUGAAAAGAUAGUAUCAGGUAAUAUUGUUUUGUAAGAGUUCUGAAGGUGUGUUUAUUAAAAACCUUGUCUCUAGCCUUCGUUCUGUUAGCAGGUCAAUAAAUUAUCUUCUGUUGCAUCCUGAA
Molecule: messenger RNA, 2394 nt
Organism: Coregonus clupeaformis (lake whitefish)
Lineage: Eukaryota; Metazoa; Chordata; Actinopteri; Salmoniformes; Salmonidae
Product: G/T mismatch-specific thymine DNA glycosylase-like
Exons: 10
Coding region: 253-1299 (348 amino acids)
Biological process (GO): base-excision repair, AP site formation
Cellular component (GO): nucleus
Molecular function (GO): mismatch base pair DNA N-glycosylase activity
Source: RefSeq, a predicted model, not a curated record